Molecule: messenger RNA, 2220 nt
Organism: Paramecium tetraurelia
Lineage: Eukaryota; Ciliophora; Oligohymenophorea; Peniculida; Parameciidae
Exons: 3
Biological process (GO): phosphorelay signal transduction system
Source: RefSeq, a predicted model, not a curated record
AUGGCUGUUGAAUUGGACAGAAUGAUACAAGAAAACAAUUUGCUGAAGGAGGAAGUCAAGGAAGUCUCUAAUCUUAGAGUGGAUCGACUCAAUUAUGAGAAGCAAAUUGGAGACUUGAUGAAUAAGAUACAAUAGCUACUAGCUGAAAAUGACAUGCUAAAACGGGAUAAUGACAAAUUGAAGACACUCCUAAAUCAAGCUAAUUCAAGGAUUCAAUAGCUGGAGGGACAAGUUCAAGACUUCCAAUAGGAAAUACAGACAGUGUCCAAUAAGCUGGAAGACAUUACUGGGGGAGAUGGUGAUUUUGACAUUGAAGCAUUAAAAUAGAAGGCAGAGUUGUUGGAUAGCUUAGCUAAAGAUGGACAAUCAAUGGAGGAUCUAUCUGACUUGUUGGAUUCACUUAGAGAAAAAGCAGAAAAAUAUGAUCAUCAUUUAGAACUAUUAAAUGGAAGAGAUCUUGAAGAUAUUUUAAGUGAUCUCGAUGAAUUAGAAAAGCUGAGGAAAUUGGUUAAAGAUCUUUAAGCCAAAUUGAGUGAUAUGUAGAAGGAAUUAGAUGCAUUGAAGAAAAAGUCAAAGGAAUUAGAUGACAUGAAGAAGAAAUUGGGAGAUGACCCCAAUAAGGAGGUUGACAAAUUGAGAAAACAAUAAAAGGAUUAAGAAGAUCUCAAGAAGAAACUGGCUGACGCUUUGAAAGAAAUCGAAUAAUUAAAGAAAUUAUUGAAUGAUAAAACUGCUGAAUGCAAUAGGUUAGGUUAAUAGGUUGCUCAACUCACUUAAGAUAAUUAGGCUAAAGAUCAAAGAAUCUAGGAAUUGGAGAGAUAUGCACAACAAUACCAGGAAUUGCAAAUUAGAGUCAAUAAGUUGGAGUAGGAAUUAGAUAAUUUGUAACGACAAUUGAAGGAUAAAAAUCAAUAAUUAGAAGAUAAAACUAGAUUGAUUGAUAAUUUAAAUAGAGAGAUCUAAUAGUUGAAGGCUGAGUUAUAAAGAUUAAAGGAUUAGAUUGCCAAUUUGGAGAGAGAAAAAUAACAAUUAUUGCAGCAGUUGCAAUAGUUGCAAAAUCAACUUGCAUAAUUGUAAGACUUAUAAAGAAAUUCUUAAGCAUAAUUACAAUAAUUAAAUUCCAUUGCUAAUCAAAAUGAUGAUGAUAAGGAGAGAUAUGAACAAGAAAUAGAUGAAUUGAAAAAUGAAAUUGAAUCACUCAAAGAAGAAAUUGAAGAAUUGAAUGAUUAGAUAGCAAAAUUAAAGAGAAAGAUAUCAGAAUAGGAUGAUUAGAUUGAUUCAUAAACUAAAACUAUAUCUAAUAAGAUUGCAAGAAUCAAAGAAUUAGAAGAUCUAUUGAAUCAAAAAGAAAAAGCAAUCAAAGAACAAGAAAUUAAAAUUAAGAAAUAACCUGGUUCAAGUGUUGUUUCUGGUGGCAGAGGAGGACAAUCAGGAUAACCAGGAUAAGGUGGUUCUGAUGUUAACAACAAAUCUUUGGCUAAUUAAUUAUAAGGGGGAACUGGAUAACCAGGCAGUUAUGGAUCUAAAAGUGGUCUUGGAUAAGGGGAUGAAUCUUAAAGCACUGUGCUUUUGAGUCAAUAUUAAGAUGUUUUAUUGGCUUAUUUGUUGAUUGCAGCAGAGAAUGAAAGAAUUAGUGAGGCUCUAAAAAACACAAUUCAAGAUUAUGAACACGUAUUAGUUGACUUAAGAAAUGCUGAAGGAGAGAUCUCUUAUUUAAAGAAAUCUAUCUCAGAUUUGCAAGCUUCAAUUAAUGAUCUUCGAUUGCAAUUGGAUGAGGCAAGAAGAAAGGCUAUGAGCAAUGAUGAAUUAGAAAAAUUAAGAAGGUAAUUGAUAGACUAUGAAAACAAAAUAGCCUUGUUGUCAAUGGAAUUGUAGAGACAGAAGAAUGUCUCUGCUUCAGGAAUAUAAGUGAUGUCCUAACAAUUGUCUUAAUAAAAUACAUUUGGAUAUGAGGACAAAUAGAUCAAUUUAGAUUAAUAAUAAUUCAGGUCACAGAAAGGAUCAUAACGAAAUUUGAAUAUCAAUGGUGAUGAUGAAUCUUGGAGAUUACAGAAAAUCAUUGAAGAUUAAUUAUGUUUGAUAGUCCUUAUGUCAGCUGAACUCGAAACCUUAAGAUCAUAGGAGUAAUCUAAUCAAAAAUUGAGUUAAUCAGGAAUUCAAAGAUCAACGGUUUAAACUAGUUAGGUUUAGGUGGGCUACGGAAAAAGCACAUUAUAUUGA